AAUAAUAAUAGCAGUAGCAGUAAUGACCCAAGUGCCCCCCUUUUUAUUUGUGCCUCUCCACCCACUGUGCACUUGGCUCGUGAUCUUCCACAAGUGUGUCCUUCCUUUUGCCCCCCUUCGCGCAGCAACCCAGAUGUUCUCUCGUCUCGCGGUUGGGGUUACGAGCCACCCGUUGGCGAGCAUCCCUCAGUGGUCACCCCUUAGCGGUGUGUAGCUUCUCCCCCCGCAGCUCCUCAGCCAAAUAAUGCGCAACAUCUUCCCCCUCACGCUGCUGUAUAUCACCCUGAGUAAUAUCCCCACAGCACACGCCAAGGUCUGCGCACCUGUUCCUUCCUACAUUACACACAACAGCAGCAGCAACGCCAAGCAUGCCGUAGCCAGGCGAAAGAACAGAACACGGGCCAGGCGGAAAAACAGAGUACAGGCCAGGCGGAAAAGCAGAAUACAGGCCAGGCGGAAAACCGUCAAAUUUGAAGAUGUCGUCACCCAGAAAGACAUCUCCACGAUUAACCUGAUCGUGUUAGCUCUGAUGGAGUUCCAAAAACAACACAACAGCAUGGUCGUCCCGGAGAACUACAUCCUGAAGUCGCAGGAGAAUGAAGACCUGAAGAACUUCAAGCUGUGGAAGAAGCUGCAGGAUAUUAAAAAGGAGAAGAGCGAAAAGAAGAAGAAGUACAUUUACUUCGUCCUCAAGAAGAUGGCCUUCCCCCUGGGCAGCCUAUUUAGCGAAGCCGAAAUGCAGGAGUUCGAAAAGGACGACGCCGAAAUAACGACCAUGUCAAAUUUGUCCACGGAGGAAAACGUGCACUACGACUUUGACGAGCGGCAGGAAGUCAGGAAGGAGCUCUUCUCCCUGUACGUCAGAAAGGCGAAGGACAAAGCGGGCGAAGACGUGAAGGACUUCCUCGCGUCGUACAAGUUCGUUCCCAAAAUAGCCGAGCAGAACGCCCUCCCCAGCUACUCAAACAAAGGCACAAGGAAAAAGGGAAUCCUCAAACGGGUUCUAGAGAACCUAAAGCAAGACCAGACAUUCCGCUCCAAUUACGAUUACUACUACGACCACAUCUACAUGAACCUUAAUGAUAAGGACGUCGAUCAUUACAUCUCGUUUGUUAUGAAGUAUAAGAGGACCCAUGGGGCUGAGUACGACGCGUUUGUCAACGGCAGGCCUUCCCUUUCGAACGAGCCCAACCCGAAAGAAAAAAAGUUCUUGCUCUACACGCGGAAGGAGACGGAGGGAGCCCACGCGUACGACUUCGACAAGUGGUCCUUCGCCGACUUCGUAGAAGCCCUUGUCUACUUCAACGACCUUUACAUUGACUUGAACCGGGAGCGGUACGAGAGGUUCCAGGCCGACCCAGGACAGAAGCAGUUGAGCCUCGUCGAUUUUAACCUCCUGGAUCCCUCGUUCGUCGUUCCGAGCGACGACACGUGGCCGAGCGAGUGGCACGGCAUGCCCCUGGGCAUGUACAUCAACCAGUUGCGGAUGGGCGACAUCGACGGGAAGUUCCACUUCAUCAGAAGAAAAAUUUUGGACUACCUCCUCUUUGAUUUCAAGCCGGAGGAAUUCGAGCAGAAAUAUAUCAAUUUCACGUGGAGGAAACUGUACCUCGGCCUGGCCUGGUUCAUCCACACCAGGGGACACCCCAUAGUAAUCACCCCCAUGGAUAGGAUUCAGUUCGACACGUUUGCCAUGGACUUUUGCAAGCCGGAGGAGAUUCAAGGACUUCGCCUGGGGUUCCUAAUCAUUCAAGCGCAAGCCCACGAGAAGAUUUUCUGGAAUAACUACCAAGAUAGAUUCGACUUUAUGAAGGGCCUCGAAAUCAACAUUAGAAGUGCGGACGAGUUGAUUUUUUAA
This is a messenger RNA of Plasmodium vivax (malaria parasite P. vivax), 1858 nucleotides long. RefSeq names its product fusion protein, putative. NCBI's taxonomy places the organism in Eukaryota, Apicomplexa, Aconoidasida, Haemosporida, Plasmodiidae. The coding region runs from base 245 to 1858 and encodes 537 amino acids. The transcript has 17 exons. The record is from RefSeq and is a predicted model, not a curated record.